AUGAAUUCAGGACGUCUUAUACAUUACCUUGAUGACUUCCUUGGCGGAGAGAAAGGGUACGAGUCUUGUAAAAGCCUAAUGCUAUUAUUCGAAACAAUCAUGAAAGAGCUAGGCGUUCCAUUGGCAGACGAAAAAACGGAAGGUCCCUUAAAGGUCAUUGUUUUCUUGGGCUUAGAACUUGAUUUGGAUAAAAUGGAGAUCCGAAUACCGAUCGUAAAAAUUGAUGAAGUCAUUCAAAAAAUUGAAUUCAUUUUGUCAAAGAAUUUCGUUACUCUUAGAGAAAUGCAGUCGCUUAUAGGAUCAUUAAAUUUUUGCUGUCGUGCGAUAGUUGUUCGAAGACCAUUUUGCCGACGUCUUAUUAAUUCAACUUGUGGCGUUAAGCGCCCAUUCCAUCAUGUCCGACUGAACAAGGGAAUAAAAUUAGAUCUGGAAAUGUGGCUUAGAUAUUUUAGAAACUGUAACGGAAUUUCAGUCUUUCAUGAUCGGUUUUGGUUAUCCAAGGAUGACGAACAGUUGUACACAGACAGCUCUGGGGGCAUUGGUUUUGGUAUCUGGUUUAAGGGACAUUGGUGUCACGCAAGAUGGCCUGUUGCAUGGCAUAGUAAUGGUUUAACAAGGGACAUAACCGUAUUAGAGCUUUUCCCAAUUGUUACAGCUAUUUGUAUUUGGGGCGAGCAGCUACGAAAUAAGAAGAUACGGUUUCACUGUGAUAACCAGGCCGUAGUACAUAUAUUGAACACGAUGUCUUCCAAGUCCUCACAGGUUAUGACAUUAAUUAGGGUACUUACAUUACAGUGUCUGCGCUUUAAUUGCUUGUUGAGAGCUUCUCAUAUAGCCGGGGCAAAAAAUGAAAUAAGCGACGCAUUAUCUCGUUUUCAGCUCACCCGGUUCAAAACGUUAGCACCAGAGGCCGAUUCGUCUCCGACACCAAUACCAGACUAUCUUUGGGAUAUCUUCAAAGCAGAUGUAAGCACUUGGUUCGAGCAGGAAUAG
Messenger RNA from Mercenaria mercenaria, 993 nucleotides. RefSeq lists its product as uncharacterized. The record is from RefSeq and is a predicted model, not a curated record. NCBI's taxonomy places the organism in Eukaryota, Metazoa, Mollusca, Bivalvia, Venerida, Veneridae. The coding region runs from base 1 to 993 and encodes 330 amino acids. The transcript has a single exon.